GGCGACACGUCGUCCCGUCACUCGCUCAGAAGUUGGCACGUCUGCAGGUUCGCGAGGCUGCGGCCACGAGUUUCGCGAGCAGAGCAGCCAACCAGUUCGCAGGCUCAUCAUCUUCGGCGAUGAGGUCCCGCGUUGCCGGAUCCGUCCUUCUCCGCCACCUGGGCCCGCGCGUCUUCGGCGCGGCGGCUGCGCCGAGGCCCCUGCUUGCUGGUGCCGGAGGAGAAGGGGGCGUGUGGGCGCGGCUGCUGGCCACCAACGCCGCCGAGGCGGCGAAGGAGGAGGUGGCUGCGUCCAAGGACAACGUCGCGAGCACCGCCGCCGCGACGGCCGAGGUGAUACAGGCCGCGAAGGAGCGGGAGAAGAGCGGCGUGGUGAGCAGCUACUGGGGCAUCGCCCCGGCCAAGCUGGUGAACAAGGACGGCGCCGAGUGGAAGUGGUCUUGCUUCAGGCCGUGGGAGGCGUAUACGUCGGACACGUCGAUCGACAUCACGAAGCACCACCAGCCCAAGGUGCUGCUCGACAAGAUCGCGUACUGGACCGUCAAGUCGCUGCGCGUGCCCACGGAUAUCUUCUUCCAGAGGAGGUACGGGUGCCGUGCGAUGAUGCUGGAGACGGUGGCGGCGGUGCCGGGUAUGGUGGGCGGGAUGCUGCUGCACCUGCGGUCGCUCCGGCGGUUCGAGCAGAGCGGCGGGUGGAUCCGGGCGCUGCUGGAGGAGGCGGAGAACGAGCGGAUGCACCUGAUGACCUUCAUGGAGGUUGCCGACCCCAAGUGGUACGAGCGCGCGCUGGUGCUGGCCGUGCAGGGCGUCUUCUUCAACGCCUACUUCGUCGGGUACCUCCUGUCCCCCAAGUUCGCGCACCGCGUCGUCGGCUACCUCGAGGAGGAGGCCAUCCACUCCUACACCGAGUUCCUCCGCGACAUCGAGGCCGGCAGGAUCGAGAACGUCCCGGCACCGCGCAUCGCUAUCGACUACUGGCGGCUCCCCGCCGACGCCAGGCUCAAGGACGUGGUCACCGUCGUGCGCGCCGACGAGGCGCACCACCGCGACGUGAACCACUUCGCCGCGGACAUCCAUUUCCAGGGGCUGGAACUCAACAAGACGCCGGCGCCGCUCGGCUAUCACUGAUAAGUUGCCGAGAUCAGUAAGAAACCCAGAAACACGAGUUCAUGAUAAUCUUUGUAACUGUGUCUGGUACUCUGAUAGGUAAGGUUACUACUGAUGCUUGAGAAAUAAAACAAGCCGUCUGUGACGAGAGCUCGAAUAUUUCUCGAGAAAUUAGUGUAUGUCACACUGAAGAUGAACUGAUUUGAUGUACACGGCCCGACUAGGGAGUAUUAUGGUUUGCAGAACA
Lolium rigidum is the source of this 1353-nucleotide messenger RNA. RefSeq names its product ubiquinol oxidase 1c, mitochondrial-like. The transcript is spliced from 4 exons. The coding region runs from base 120 to 1127 and encodes 335 amino acids. Gene Ontology annotation, biological process: alternative respiration. NCBI's taxonomy places the organism in Eukaryota, Viridiplantae, Streptophyta, Magnoliopsida, Poales, Poaceae. The record is from RefSeq and is a predicted model, not a curated record. Gene Ontology annotation, cellular component: mitochondrion. Gene Ontology annotation, molecular function: alternative oxidase activity.